This is a messenger RNA of Tetranychus urticae (two-spotted spider mite), 2905 nucleotides long. RefSeq names its product males absent on the first (gene mof). Gene Ontology annotation, molecular function: histone H4K16 acetyltransferase activity. Lineage: Eukaryota; Metazoa; Arthropoda; Arachnida; Trombidiformes; Tetranychidae. Gene Ontology annotation, cellular component: MSL complex; NSL complex; NuA4 histone acetyltransferase complex. The record is from RefSeq and is a predicted model, not a curated record. Gene Ontology annotation, biological process: regulation of DNA-templated transcription.
AUAUUGCAAAGGCGUGGUUAUUUGUGUCUGCAAGAUUGGUAAAAAUUGGACUUAUUCUGGAUAAAGGACUUAUCUCUUGGUUUAUUGACUUCUGUCGUUGAAAAAUUUCCUUCCGUUCAUCUAAUUUGCACCAAAUAUUAAUUUUCAGGUUUACUGUUACUUUUAAAUUCAUUUUUGUUCUUGAUCUUGCAUUAGAAAGCUUGAUAACCCUUCAGAUUUGCAUGUGACAUUUGAGUGACUCUUGGAUUGAGUCUUCUAUCUGAAUCCUGAAAAAGAUGGUCCUUUAUAUUUGAGAAGUAACUUCGCAUGAAAAAAGGUUUGAUUUAUUUUUAGAUUUCUUUGUUUUAUAAUCGACUGACUUAAAUUUAUUACAAUUGGUGGAAUAACUUUAACGAAAAUGACUGACAAUGUUAGCAAUGCCAGUCCAUCCAGUGAUAAUGCUACCAGUGAUUCUCGUGAUUCAUUUAAAAGUGGUGGUGAAAAUGAUUUAAGCAAUGGUAAUAGUCAAAGCAACUCUAGUGACAAUAACAAAGGAGAAUACAAAGAGAAUGAAGACAUCGUGUUAGACAUUGGUGAUCAUUUUCUUGUAAGACGGAGUGAUAACACUUGGCACUCUGCUGAAGUCAUUGAAGUCAGAUCUAAUCCUCAAGAAGGAGGACGUUAUGAGUAUUAUGUUCAUUAUGAAGGAUUAAAUCGCCGUCUUGAUGAGUGGGUUGGUCGUGAUAGAGUAGACAUUAGCUCUGGUAGCCGUGCCAAAGCUGAAGCUGAUGCCAGAGCUGCUAAAGAAUCAGCUGUCAUUACUCCGCAAAUCACUGAUGAUGGAAAACCUGAGAGAAAAAUCACUCGAAACCAGAAGAGAAAGCACGAUGAGAUCAACCAUGUCCAAAAAACUUUCGCCGAAAUGGAUCCAACUACAGCUGCUUUAGAGCGGGAACACGAAGCCAUUACCAAGGUUAAAUAUGUCGAUAAAAUUCAAUUUGGAAAAUAUGAAAUUGAUGCAUGGUACUUCUCACCAUUCCCAGAAGACUACGGCAAACAACCAAAACUGUGGAUUUGCGAAUAUUGUAUAAAAUAUAUGAAACUAGAGAAAACAUACCGAUACCAUCAAGCUACUUGCUCUUGGCGACAGCCCCCUGGAAAAGAAAUAUACCGUAAAGGAACCAUUUCAGUGUACGAGGUUGAUGGAAGAGAGCACAAAAUUUACGCCCAAAAUUUAUGUCUAUUAGCAAAACUGUUUCUCGAUCAUAAAACUCUAUUUUUCGACGUUGAGCCUUUCCUAUUUUACAUUCUUUGUGAAGUUGAUAAUCAAGGUGCUCAUUUGGUUGGUUACUUUUCUAAAGAAAAAGAAUCGCCUGAUGGCAAUAACCUCGCUUGUAUUCUGACUUUGCCUCCCUACCAAAGGAAAGGUUACGGAAAAUUUUUAAUUGCAUUCAGUUAUGAAGUAUCCAAACUGGAAAAUGUUAUUGGAUCACCAGAAAAGCCACUUUCCGAUCUUGGAAAACUUAGUUACCGUAGUUAUUGGUCCUUCGUGUUGCUAGAGAUUUUACGUGACUUUCGUGGUACUCUUUCUAUUCGAGAUCUAAGCCAGAUGACAUCAAUUACUCAAAGUGACAUCAUUUCUACUUUACAAUCUCUAAACAUGGUAAAAUACUGGAAAGGUCAACACGUUAUUUGUGUUACUUCUAAACUAGUUGAGGAACAUCUGAAAAGUGCCCAAUAUAAAAAACCGAGAUUAACUGUUGAUGUUUCUUGCUUAAGAUGGGCUCCUCCCAAAAAAACCGUCAAAAAGAAAUGAGUCUGUUGAAGCUAAAAAGCACCAAACAUUCAACUGCUGCUCUGGACAUGGAUUUGCUUCGAUCACAUUUACUUGGAAGCUGAUAUCUUUUAAAGCAAAUUGGCAAUCAAGGUACAAGCACUAACAGAUUCUGAAACUGUAUAAACUUCUUCCUUUCAAAGAUAUUCAAUCUUAUUUAGAUUGAUGACUCCUGAUGGUCAUCUGUAUUCAAAAAUUGAAAUAUCGAUCACUUCACUGGUUUUGUUUUCCGUUUGAAUUAGGAACCUUGAAAGAAUCAAACUACUUUCAAUCAAUAUUUUCUUUUAAUAAUUUCACUCAUUGAAUGUCGAGACAAUAUUUACUGAAAGCUUGAUGUCGUUUUACAAAACUAGUUGUAACCAAAUCAUUUCACCAAUUGAACAAACUCUUGUAGUUUUGUUUUGGGUGAUUUUCUUUCAAAAAUUUAACUACUUAACGAAUCAAUUUCGAACAGUUUAGUUUUCAUGAACUUUAAUUUUAAGAAUAUUUAACCGUUCUUUCUUCUCUAUUUCUGUCAACCUGUCAUUUUAUCGGAUUCAAAGAUUCGAACAGUAAUGAAAUGAACUGUGAAGAUGAAAUGAUUAAAGUUUCACUUCUCGCAUUUAUCAAAUUCAACCAACUAACAAAAUUUUAAGAUUGAUUUGAAGCUUUUAAUAUUAGCUUCAGUAAAAUUCAUGAGUUGAAAAAAUUAUUGAAAUUAUCAUUGUUAGUUCUCCAAAUCUUUCAACUCUUAUUCAAACAUAAAACGACAUGAUUCCGGAUACAUAAUUCGUUGAAAUCAAUUAACCAUCCGCACUCAACUUCGUGAAGAAGCUAAUCACAAACUCAUCGAGGAAAUCUCCGAAAUUCAUCAUCUACAUGACCUAUCUUCAUUGUCUGUACUUCACUAGUCUUAGAAUAUCAACUAAACGUUUGACAGAUCACACCACUGGAUCAUCCUUUCCCCAUAUUCAACCGAUUCUUGCAUCUGCUGAAUCUGACCUAUCACUGAGGAAAAAAGCGAGGUGGAAAGAGUAAAAGUGUAUUAAACCAUCGAAAAAUAAAUCAUUUAUCUCUUUUCUAAUAAACAUUCUAUGAAGAUACACAAAAAAA